AUGUGCGUCAAGGGCAUUCCAGUUAAUGAGUACACUCUCAAUGUUGUGAUUAAUUGUUACUGCCUCGUGGGUCGAGUGGAUUUGGGGUUUUCCAUAUUGGGUGGCUUCUUCAAACGUGGUCUUGUGCCAGAUGUAGCAGCUUUAGCACUUUACUUAAGGGACUUUUUCGAGAGCAUAAGCUUGUGCAAGGAUAAAAUGGUUGAUGAAGCUCUUGCACUCUUCCGGGAGAUGAUUGAAAAGAGCUUACCUGCGGAUGUUGUCAGUUAUAAUUGUUUGAUUCAGGUGGUGGAUGCACUGUGCAAGGAAGGACAGGCAGAAGAUGCUGAAGAGGUAGUCAGCAUCAUGAUUCAGCAAGGUCAGACUCCCAAUCUGGUCACAUACAAUUCCUUAAUGGAUGGAUACUGUUUACAUUGCCGAAUAGAUGAAGCAGGGAGAAUCUUUAAUACCAUGGUUACUAGUGGCCUUACUCCUGAUCUCCAUAGCUAUGCUAUUCUGAUAAAUGCCUAUUUCAAGAACAAGGAAGUGGAAGAAGCCAUGAAUCUCUUUCGAGAACUUCAACACAAAGGUUUAACACCUAAUAUUGUUGUUUAUACACUGUCCUGCAGGGGUUAUUUAGUGCAGGAAGGUAUCUCAGUGCAAGAGAAGUUUUUGAUGAGAUGCAAGCUGCUGGCCUAA
Coffea arabica (coffee) is the source of this 675-nucleotide messenger RNA. The record is from RefSeq and is a predicted model, not a curated record. NCBI's taxonomy places the organism in Eukaryota, Viridiplantae, Streptophyta, Magnoliopsida, Gentianales, Rubiaceae.